Messenger RNA from Zonotrichia leucophrys gambelii, 664 nucleotides. RefSeq names its product cilia and flagella associated protein 126 (gene CFAP126). Gene Ontology annotation, biological process: cilium organization. NCBI's taxonomy places the organism in Eukaryota, Metazoa, Chordata, Aves, Passeriformes, Passerellidae. Gene Ontology annotation, cellular component: ciliary basal body. The record is from RefSeq and is a predicted model, not a curated record. Bases 1 to 615 code for a protein of 204 amino acids. The transcript is spliced from 5 exons.
AUGGCGGGGCAGUACGAGGACGCCUUCAGCCCCCCCCGGCUGCAGUGCUGGACCGUGCCCCGCCCCCCCCCGAAGCUGCCGACCCCUCGCCCCCCGACCCCGUUCAUCGCCGACGAUCGGGGGCACCUCCUCCCGCACGUGCCGCGAUCCAAGGUGUCACCCUGGGGCACCUUCCUGGGCACGUGGGCGAUGCCAGCGCGGAUCCCCCCGGCCCGGCUGGACCGCAGCGCCCGCUCGCCCGGGGCCGCCGAGCGGCUGGAACGGGAACAGCCCCGGGAGCUGCGGAGGGCUUGUAACGGCAUCCGGACACGGGUCACCGGCAAGCUGCAGCAGCCCUGGCACACGGAACCUUCUGGAAAGGCCCAGGGGGGUCCCAACGGGGGCUCCGCCCACCCUGAGCCCCCCAAACUUGGGGACAGCGCUGAGGGGGGACCCUGUGCCCAAAACCCCUCUGAGGGAGGACCCUGUCCCCAAAACCCCCCUGAGCAGGGACCCCCCUGUCCCCUCAGCCCCUAUUUGGGGGGUCCCUGUCCCCAAAACCCCCCUGGGGAGGGACCCUGUCCCCUAAACCCCUAUGGUUGGGGACCCUCACCCCAAAAUCCCCCCGGUUCCUGAGCCCCCCCCGAGGUGGCUCUGCUGUCAUUGUCCCCUCCCUUGGGGACAA